Salmo salar (Atlantic salmon) is the source of this 2753-nucleotide messenger RNA. It is a transcript of the gene g2e3, whose product is annotated as G2/M-phase specific E3 ubiquitin protein ligase. Gene Ontology annotation, cellular component: nucleus. The record is from RefSeq and is a predicted model, not a curated record. Lineage: Eukaryota; Metazoa; Chordata; Actinopteri; Salmoniformes; Salmonidae. Gene Ontology annotation, molecular function: ubiquitin-protein transferase activity.
AUGUUUCGGUUCGAUUUCAAAUUUAAACACCAAAGUAAGAACUUGAAGAGCGACGAGGGAAAUUUAAAAAUAUUGGAAAAGCUGACAAAUUUGUUGAAGAUAGAAAUCGAGUAAAAGCAAUUUCCACGUGAAGAAUUACGUUUCGGGCUGACUAUUGAAAAUGAAGAGGAGGAUUCGAAGAUCUGAGCAGGAAUACUCAAUAGACUGUUGUGCACUUUGUAAACUCAAUGAAAAUUGUCCGGACAAAUAUGGGGAGAAGAUCACACUUAAGUCACAUGAACUCACUGUGCACUACUUUUGCCUGCUGAUGUCAAGUGGAGUGUAUCAGCGUGGCGAGGAAAACGAAGGGAUCUAUGGCUUUUUGGUGGAUGAUAUUAAACAGGAGGCCAGGUACCAUUCACCCUCUUCAGCUGAGCAGGCACUUUGACGCUUGCUGCCAUAGAGAUACGAAGUGUGCAGUCUGCAAGAAGAAUGGUGCCUCAGUCGGGUGCUACAUCAAAAGCUGCCGGAAAAUGGUCCAUUAUCCAUGUGGCAAACAACACCAAUUCAUCUUUCAAUUCACAGACCCAUUUCCCUCCUACUGCAAGAAUCACAGUCCCAUCCAGUCAUUGCCAGUCUCGUCCUGUGUCAGUGAGCCCCUGUCUUGCUCAGUGUGUCUGGACCCCAUAGAGGGCGUUCUCUCCUACUCUGUCCUCAAGUGUCCUGCCUGCCAUGGAAGCUGGUUUCACAGAGACUGUGUGCAGAACCAGGCUCACAGUGCUGCCAUGUUCUUCUUCAGAUGCACUCUGUGCAACAACAAGGACAUGUUCCAGCAGGAGAUGCUCCGGAUGGGAAUCCACAUACCAGAGAGAGAUGCAGCCUGGGAGCUGGAAGAAAAUGCCUAUGGAGAGUUACUGCAGGUGUACCAACACUGUGAUGCCAACAAAUGUCUCUCCCUCAGUGGUCGGACAAACUCUUCACGCACUGGAUGGUUUCAGAUAUUACGUUGCAUGCUCUGUGGCUCAAGAGGUACCCACCGAAAGUGUGCUUCCCUCAACGCUUUUGAGACUGACUGGGCUUGUGAGGACUGUGCAGCAGCUGUGGAUGCAACAGCUUCACUACCCAGACACGCUGACUCUCCACAGCCCGCUGGGCAGAGAAGAAGCAGGUCUUCUAAAAGGAGUCUUAUCCUGACCCCUCGCCAAUCACCCAUAGUCUGUAAAAGGCCAUCGUUGUCGGGAAGCUCUGCUAAAGAGAUCCUACAGGAGCUUGCCAGUCAGAUAUCACAGCACCACCCGUCCAUGCCAGUGGUGGUGAGUGGGAACAAGGUCCUGGAGGCUGCCUUGGAGCUAGUGAAGAGGACCGACUUCAAGCCGUCCCAUGCCCUGGCAGUGAGAUUUACAAGCAGCAAGCACAUUCCCAGCCCCGGCAACACCCGACGCUUCCUCAGCCUCCUGGUGCAGCAGCUGCAAAACACCAUCUUUGAAGGUCCCGAUGGUGCCAAGAACCUGACCCUCGACGCACAAGCUCUGAGGGAGGAUGUCUACUUUGACGUAGGGUGUCUGCUGUCCCUGAGUCUGAUCCACGGGGGACCUCCUCUGGGCUUCUUCUCCAGGGCUCUAUACCAGCACCUGUUCAACUUCCCCAGGGAUACUCCUCUCACUGUGGAGGAUAUGGGCAACACUGGAUUCACAGACAAAGUCAAGAAGAUUCAGGAAUCUAGAUCCUUGGAGGAAUUGAGAGAGGCAAUGCAGUCAGCUUCAGAAUACCUGGAAGUGGCUGGGUGCAUGAGACCAGUUGACAGCCUUUCUGACAAAGACACACUUGUUGAAGAUAUUGUGAGCUUCCACCUAAUCACAAGAAUGCAGUUACCCUUCCAAAGGUUCUGUGAAGGUUUGAAAACCCUUGGCGUGUUUGACCAGGUCCAGAUGUUUCCGGGGGCCUUUGUUAGUCUGUUCUGUUCCUCUCCUGACAAGCUGACUGCUGAGACCAUGUCUGCCCUCUUCACUGUUAAGUUUUCAGAACAGGAAGAGACCACAGGGAAGGAGAGUGCUGUGGUCACCUUCUGGAGACAUUACCUAGUGGAGUGUGAAGUUGGCAGAUGUGCAACAUCGCUAGAGGACGUGCUUAUCUAUGCCACAUCCGCUGAUGUGGUGCCAGCCAUAGGUUUCAGCCCCAACCCCACCUUAUCCUUCCUCAACCCCCUGGACCCGGCCGGGGCCUUUCCCAAGAGCCAACCCAGCUCUAACCACCUGGUGCUGCCGGUGGUGCCAUCCUACCAAGUCUUUAAGAAGAAUAUGGAGUAUGCAGUGUGCCAGCUCACAGUGAUGCAGGCCAUUUGAUCACAGACCGUCUUGUUCUAUAUAAACACAGCUUUAACAGACUAUUACUGAACUUGAGGGACAUGUUUCAUUCGGAUUUUGGACUUCAAUUAAAAAGGGCUCACCUCAGACUUUUAUAGAAGAUUUAGGAAGGGUAUUUCCAUCAUGACAGAUAUGCAUUUUCUAUUAUAGGCUUCAGCUGUUGACUUUCAGGAACAAUUUUUCACUACUUUAUUAGACAGAUCGUGAUAGGUGCUACAUUUGUUUGAAUGGUAAUGUUUGUUGCUUCAUUUGGGAUUCUUAGAUUUAUUUUUUGUACAUACUGAAGUGUAUCAAUGUUUUCUGUAAAGUUAAUGCUACAGUUGAUGUUUUAGCUUCUUGGGUUGGCUUUGUAUUUUAUAUUUUUAGUAACUUUACUCAUGCCAAAUAAAAUGUUUGGGGGGAAAAUCUCAA